ACAGUUUACUUGUUAACGGCUGAGGGUUUUUAAUUCUCAUAUCUUCUAUGUUCUUUAGCGUGAUCUUUAUUUGUGUACCUUUAAGUCCAGAAUGUGUGUUUGAAUGUGUAUUCCUUGUAUGUCUAUCUGCAUUUUCUAAAGUCUGAGCUCGUAAAUUUCCAGGGAAAUGUUCAUAUUGUUAUGUUGACACGAGCAAUUGAAAUAAUGAGAGCAGUUCAUAGCAAGGCAAUUCUAGUGGUGUAUCAUGCGGCGAAGUUCAUGCCGAUGUGGGCAGCGAGUUCAUGCCGAUGUUGGCAGCGAAGUUCAUGCUGAAGUUGGCAGCGAAGUUCAUGCUGAAGUUGGCAGCGAAGUUGGUGGUGUGGAAUCUGGUCGCUGAGUUUGUCAGAAAGCAACUAACAGAUUCCUUGGCACGGUUGACAAUAGAUUCCAUGGCACCGUUAGCGAUAAAGUCAACGAUGAUGUCAAUGACUGUGGUGACAUUUUUCGUGGCACCGUUAGCGGCAGUUUUGGUGGACAGGUUUGCCGCAGGUUUGGUGGACCGGUUUGUGACAAAGUUGGUGGCAAAGAUGGCCAGAGAAUUAGUGGCACCCAGGUUAGUGACUAAGUUAGCCACUAAUUUUGUGGCGCCGGCGUAUCUGGUGGAAUGGUUGGUGGCGUAUUUGAUGGAAUUGUUGAUGGUGAAAUUGCUGAAAAAUCGGGUCGAAUUCAAUGACGAUCUAUAUCAUCCUUUCCUGCAUUUACUCCUCAACUGCUCUCUUGACUUGUGCUUUUGUUUUUGGUAUUUGCUUAUUGGAUGCGAGACAUCGUGCCCCGUUGGUGGCAUUCGGCUCCCUUAGCGGCUUAUCGGGUCUCACUAAAGCCCCUGCUUACCGAAGCUCAAUUAUUCUAAACAGCGGGAAGAGGAAUUCAAAGACAUUGCAAUGCAUAAAUGACAAUUUAAGAGGACAAGUGUAGUACCAUUUCUUUGAACUAUAUUUCUCAACUCUUUUGUGGGUUUCGAAACAGGUUCGUAAUUGUACCAGCAUAAGCUAUUUCAUGGAAGAGUCCCGGGGAUGUCGGACGAGUGUCUCGGAUGUCGGAAGAUGUACGCGUGGGAACCGGCGGAACACGUGACCUAAGUGGAAUCGUAUAUCUUAGAAAAUAAAGGACAUAUUAUGAACAAGUGUAGUACCAUUUGA
Messenger RNA from Hibiscus syriacus, 1178 nucleotides. RefSeq lists its product as uncharacterized. Lineage: Eukaryota; Viridiplantae; Streptophyta; Magnoliopsida; Malvales; Malvaceae. The record is from RefSeq and is a predicted model, not a curated record. The transcript is spliced from 2 exons. The coding region runs from base 282 to 836 and encodes 184 amino acids.